Sebastes umbrosus (honeycomb rockfish) is the source of this 1499-nucleotide messenger RNA. RefSeq lists its product as uncharacterized. NCBI's taxonomy places the organism in Eukaryota, Metazoa, Chordata, Actinopteri, Perciformes, Sebastidae. Bases 220 to 1278 code for a protein of 352 amino acids. The transcript has 3 exons. The record is from RefSeq and is a predicted model, not a curated record. Gene Ontology annotation, molecular function: protein phosphatase 1 binding; glycogen binding. Gene Ontology annotation, biological process: regulation of glycogen biosynthetic process. Gene Ontology annotation, cellular component: protein phosphatase type 1 complex.
CUAGAAUCCACCCGCAUGCAAAUAUGGUGUCACAGACGGUUCAGCCUCAUCUCUAAAUUCCACACAUAAGCUCCAGAGAGAACAGAACCACAUUCAUCUCCUUUUUGCUCUGUCAUUGAUUGCAUGAAACACAUGAUGGUCUCCAGCCUAUGAUUCUGAACUUGCUGCAGCCACCUGGCAAAGACAACAGACUUACAGUUUAACAUCUACAGCCUGAAAAUGAAUUGUGCAAAAGUCCUCCAUGCCCUUGGGAGUCACCCCCAGCCAGCUGUGAUGCCAGUCGACCUCGCCAGGUGUCUGAGCCUCAGCCAGCGUCAACCUCUUAAUCAACUGAUGUCCAUGGCUCUUCUGAAACCCGCUCAGCGUCGUUAUCAGCCGACCGACUGUCCGCCGAGGACACACUCUCCACGUCCCUCCUCUUCUUCCCCCCCCUUGUCUUCACCCCCGUCUCAGCCUUCCUCCCCUGUGCCCUCGUCGCCUCGGAGCUGCUUCCGCAGAGACAGCGGCGGUCUGACCAAGAAGCACGUGGUCUUCGCAGACGCCAAGGGAUUGGCUCUCACUGCUGUGCGGCUAUUCAUCCCUGAGCCUUCUUCCCCUGCUUCUACUCUGAUGAUGAAACCCUCCCUUGCCAGACUGCAAGGCCAACAGUGGACCUCAAACAAACUGCCACGCUACAAGUUGCGGCUGGGAUUCCCUCAGCCGACACUUGACUUUAAAGCCUUCCACGCACGACUGAGAGACACGUGCGUGCAGUUGGAGAGCUGCAACAUUUCAGAGCACACUUUGAGUGGCAAAGUGCGCGUCUCCCAUGCCAGUAUUGACAAGGCCGUGCAUGUACUGGUGACCUUUGACUCUUGGCGGAGCCACCAUGACAUUCCCUGCACAUUCCUGCAUCAGCAGCGCUACGGCGGUGCCGAUAUGGACGUUUUCGCCUUUGACCUAAGCUUACCAAAGAACAUAGAUGCAAAUGAGCGAGUCGAGUUUUGGGUGUCCUUCAAGCCUGGACCUGGCGCGACGCUACACUUGGACAACAACAGGGGGCAGAAUUACAAGGUGUUCGUGGAAAAAGAUGGAUCAGAUGGUUACCAAGGCGAUGGGUACCAAGGCAAUGGUUAUCAAGGCGAUGCUUUCCGUUGUUACACCACACUUUCAAAAAAUCAGCCACCGUCGUGGCCUUCGUAUGGGCCCCUCGGUACGCAGAACUCUGAUCCACAGUAUCUUCAGAGGGGUUUGUCAAACAGGGUCAGAGAGUGGAAAACCAUCCAUUCACCUAAGUAGAGCAGUGAAAUUAGAGCUAUGAGAAAAUGUAAAUUAUGUGACUGUGUUAAUUAAGAAAUAUUUAAGAGAGAGUUAUGGCUUUUAAGAAUGUAUGGUCUUUCUCAAAUCCCCAGUGCUGAAUGGUCUGAAGCCUACUGUUCAAUAACAGCUCAACUACCCUGCUGAAAUGUGAAUAAUACAUGCUAAGUUAAUAUUCUGAUUAAAUCCAUUUAUUUAAAGAA